Vitis vinifera (wine grape) is the source of this 1682-nucleotide messenger RNA. RefSeq lists its product as uncharacterized. Bases 1 to 792 code for a protein of 263 amino acids. The transcript has 4 exons. Gene Ontology annotation, cellular component: cytosol. NCBI's taxonomy places the organism in Eukaryota, Viridiplantae, Streptophyta, Magnoliopsida, Vitales, Vitaceae. Gene Ontology annotation, biological process: Mo-molybdopterin cofactor biosynthetic process. The record is from RefSeq and is a predicted model, not a curated record.
AUGACUGUUGAUAAACUUGAGGUUGCUUCAUAUACAGUUAGGCAGCACCUUGCUAGUCGAUACAAGGACAUGACUAAAUUUCAAGAAGGGGCGACGGACUUGCCUCUCACUGGGAUUGAAGCAGUUUUGUCCAGUGAGGAUCUCCAGGAUCUUGACUUCAUCAACGCAGCAAAGUAUGUAAUGAGUCCCCCUAUUAGAGCAUCGGGACAUGACAAGGCCCUUCAAGCUGCUCUUUCAACUGGAAAUCUACAGCUUGUAGGGACUGAUCAUUGUGCCUUCAAUUCCACACAGAAAGCUUUUGGAAUUAAUGAUUUCCGAACAAUUCCUAAUGGUGUUAAUGGUAUUGAGGAGAGGAUGCAUCUAGAAAGGAGCAAUACUUGCUGGAUCUGCUUCUUUGAGGAGCAAGGCAGGCGCUGUAGCAACUUUCCAGGCACGACUCGGGACACGUUUGAUGGUAAAACAGUUCUGGAGUUGAGAUGUGAAGCUUAUGUUCCGAUGGCCAUCCUCUGCAUCAACGACAUUUGUUCAUCCGCCCGCGCAUCCUGGAGCCUCCUCUCCAUUGCAGUUGCGCACCGCUUGGGCCCAGUUCCAGUGGGGGAAACCAGCGUCUUCAUUGCAAUCUCUUCUGUCCACCGCGCAGAUGCAUUGGACGCUUGUAAGUUUGUGAUUGAUGAAAUUAAGGCACCAGUUCCGAUAUGGGAGAAGGAGGUGUAUGCAAAUGGAGAGGUUUGGAAGGAGAACUCUGAGUUUUUGGAGAGAGGAUCAAAGCUUGGUAGUGCUGGGUUGCAGUAGGGAGGUACAUGCUGUUCAAGAAAAGUAAAGAUGGAGGCAUAGGAGAUGAAGGGUUGCUGUGGGGCUAAGGUGAAGGUGGAUGUUGAAUGACCACUUUAUGCAUCCAUGGAGGAGAGCUUUAUUGGUCAUUCGAUGAUGAUUGGAACUUCAGAAAGCGCACAGUUAAAAGGACCCUAAGCUACCAGAGGUCUUCAUGAUGUGUUUCCACUGAAGAUGAGCUGACUUCACAUUGAGAUUUCUCCUCAUUAAAUGAGGGCAUUCCCAGCGUCAAUAGAGGAAUCUCAACACAAUUGCACCCAGCUGAGGAUCUUUCUCCUUAAUGACAGCCUAUAUCCACCCUUGCAUGGUCUGAAUGGUCACUCUAGGCCGUGUGUCACCCUCAGGUUCACCAUCUUUAAUUUUUAAAGUGUUUCUCUUCCCAAAUAAUAUUCUUCAAAUAAAUUUCCGGAUUUCAAUUCUCUCAUUUUUACCCUUAGCAUUUUUUUUAGGUUCCGAAAAAUUCCGUUUUUUUUUAUUUAUAUAAAAUUGGUUGUCAUUUUCUUUCCUGCAAGCCACUUUUGAAUUUUCUUUGUUUUUAAAAAUAUUUUAAAAUACGCAAAAAUCAAAUUUUGUAAUUCCUAGUUAUGGAAUUUACAUAUUUGGUUCAUGCAAAAUAAAUGGGCUUUGGUGGGGGCCCAACAUCAAAUAAAUUUUCUUUAAAAUAAAAAUGAAUUUUGAGUGAAGUGCCAUGCAUGCCUUUGAUGAUUUUGUACUCGAUUUAGUGACAUGUGAGCUAUGUUUAUGCUCUUUGUUUUGCACUAACCCUCUCUCUUGAUAGCGCAUAGUGGCUCGCUGCUCAGGUACACACUCAUUCCCACUCUGGUUAGUUUAUAUGCAUUCUCUGACUCUCA